AUCUUAGUUUGUAACUUUACGUUUUAACUUCUUGUUCUUUACUCUUGACGUCUGUUGAAACUGAGUUAUUAUUUUUAAAUAUUCUAAUGUAUGGUCUGUUAUUAAAAUAUAUUAUUUAGAAUAAAUUUACCUUUUCAUUCCAAUAUGCAACUCAGUGAUAUAAAUCUUAUAAACAACCAAUAACUUAUAUCGUAAUUGCAACAAUUAUAUUAUGUCUGGGUCAAGAAGGUACGGAGGAGCUGGCUCCUCUUAUUCAUCAUACGGUCCUCCGGUUCCUGAUCGUUGGCUUAGAUGUCCUCGUAAAUCAUUUACGCCAGUUACAGAUAAGUUUCUGGCAUUGAAAACACCUUUAGACAGCAAAUAUGAUGAGAAAGUACCUAUUCAAUAUAGAUUCAAUAUAGAAAUGUUGUUUUUAUCACUAUCUAAUAUGAAGAUAAAUUUAGGUUUAUGGAUUGAUUUGACUAAAACUAGUCGUUUUUAUGAUAAGUCUGAAAUUGAAAAGAUGGAGUGUACUUAUGUUAAGAUUCCUUGUGCUGGCCACGAACAACCUCCAACACGUGAACAAGCACAGUUAUUUGUAGAUAUUUGUUCAAAGUUUAUUUCAAAAAAUCCUUUAAAAAGUAUUGGUGUGCAUUGUACACAUGGAUUUAAUAGAACUGGUUUCAUGAUAGCUACUUAUUUAAUUGAAGUAUUAGAUUUUGAUGUCACUAGUGCUUUAGCUCAAUUUGCUGCUGCUCGACCUCCGGGUAUAUAUAAGCAAGAUUACAUUGUUGAACUAUUUCAACGUUACUCAGACGAAGAACCUAUAUUAGCUCCAGAAUUACCUGAUUGGUGUAUAGAAACUGAAGAAGAAAUUCAUCAAUCAAAAAAUGAAUCUACAUCAAGAUAUAAACGUGAUAACCAAGAUUCAAAUGAUAGAAAAGACCAUGAAAAUUAUAACAAACGAGGUCGACGUGGUGAAAUUAAUAAUAAAAAUCCAGUAUUUAUGGAAGGUGUUUCUGGUGUUACUGCAAUCCUUGAUCAACCUAAAUUGAGUACUAUCCAGAGAAAAGUUCAAGAUCUCUGUAAUUGGAAAAAAUCUGGAUUUCCGGGUUCUCAACCAGUUUCCAUGGAUAUUAAUAACAUGAAGUUACUGCAUACAAAACCAUAUCGAGUAACAUGGAAAGCCGAUGGCACUAGGUAUAUGAUGUUUAUUCAAGCAGAAAAUGAAGUAUAUUUUAUCGAUAGAGACAAUAGUGUGUUUGAAGUAGUUGACCUUAAAUUUUUUCACCGUAAAAAUCUUGAUCAUCAUUUAAAAGAUACUUUGCUGGACGGAGAAAUGAUUAUAGACAAAGUCGACAAUCAAAAUUUUCCACGAUAUUUAGUAUAUGAUGUGGUUGCAUUCGAAGGCUAUGAUAUAGGUAAUCAGCCAUUUUGGCCAAACAGGCUAAAGUUGAUUGAAAUUGAUAUAAUUAAGCCGAGACACCAAGCAAUUGUAAGUGGACGAUUAGACAAAACUCGGGAACCAUUUAGUAUUAGAUUAAAACAAUUCUACGAUAUCACUGCUUCUGAUAAGUUACUUGGAAAUUUCAGCAAAAAUUUAUCACAUGAACCUGAUGGUCUAAUAUUUCAACCAUCGUCUGAUCCUUAUGUUGCCGGUACCUGCCCAGAAGUACUAAAAUGGAAACCUUUGGAGUUAAAUUCUGUCGAUUUCAAGCUUAAAAUUGUCACUGAAGGAGGAACUGGCAUGUUAGAAUCGAAAGUUGGAUAUUUGUAUGUGGGUGGCAAACACGAGCCAUUCGCUAGAAUAAAGUAUAAUAAGGAAUUGAAAAAUAUGGAUGGUAAAAUAAUUGAAUGUAAAUUUGACAAUGGAAAUUGGAAAUUCAUGCGAGAACGUACAGACAAAUCAUUUCCAAAUGCUUUUAAAACAGCUAUAGCUAUUUGUCAUAGCAUUGAACAACCUGUAACUAAGGAAAUUCUUUUGAAGUGUAUACAACGUGUGCCUCACCAUUAAAAGUGAUCUAAUUUUUUUUUUUUUUUGACAGUAAUUUUUUAAGACUGUAAAAUAAGUUCUGUCGUGUUAAACUUAUUUGUAUAUAUUUUUCCUUUAUAUUAAUUAUUGUUGUAUGUUUUAU
Adelges cooleyi (spruce gall adelgid) is the source of this 2114-nucleotide messenger RNA. RefSeq names its product mRNA-capping enzyme-like. Gene Ontology annotation, biological process: dephosphorylation; 7-methylguanosine mRNA capping. Lineage: Eukaryota; Metazoa; Arthropoda; Insecta; Hemiptera; Adelgidae. Bases 212 to 1993 code for a protein of 593 amino acids. The record is from RefSeq and is a predicted model, not a curated record. Gene Ontology annotation, molecular function: mRNA guanylyltransferase activity; mRNA 5'-triphosphate monophosphatase activity; protein tyrosine/serine/threonine phosphatase activity. The transcript is spliced from 14 exons.